AUGCAUCGACAAGGGAUAACAAAAACUUCCAUAGCAGACUGGCAGGACAGCCGUUGUGACCCUGGUACGAAUUCCUGCUGGGGUUACUGUGCGGAUUCUUGCUAUCGAUACCUGUCAUAUGGGGCUAGAAAAUUAGAUCAGCAUUUCCUCUUACUCCCUUUAUUGGAGUUGACAGAGGAGUUACAAUGCCAAGAUCCUCGAGACAAGAUAUAUGGGGUUCUCUCCAUGAUUGACUGGCAGGAUAUUCUGCCUAUUGAGCCGGACUACACAGCAGACAUCUUUGAGCUAGCUGUUUUGGCAAUCACUAGGAUAAUCGAACAAUCAAAAUGUUCAGAAGAACAAUGUUCAAAAGAAAGUUGCUAUCGAGCAGCAUUACCUCUCGCUUACUCAUCGGCGGAGAGCAUGAAGCUAUCUCUCGCGAGCAUUAAUCCAGAGAUCGUUCAAAUGAAUCAGCACCCAGAACGCGAUAACAGUUUUGAUGAUUCUGUCAGUUCACACGCAGAAGACACAGAAUGGUACUCUUGUGAAAUUAUGAAAGCCAGUGACAACAAUUGGAAGCUCGACGUUCGACCAGAUUAUAAGUUCCAUAAGAAGCAUGUAGAAGGGGAACCGGGGUGUAUAUUUCAUCGUGAUAAAAGCGGUGGUCGGCCAAGAUUGGUCUUGCCUGAUCUCGAAGGGGAAAUCCCGGAGAAUUAUGUCAAAAUCACGGAUGAAGAAUGCGGCCUCAUAGCGCUGCUACCUCAAGCUACACGACAUGGAGACUUGCUUGUUACUCAAGCGUACGCACAUUUUGACCGCAGAGAGCCAACCGGAAUCAGAUAUGAAAUGCCUCGCUACUAG
Messenger RNA from Botrytis byssoidea, 840 nucleotides. RefSeq lists its product as uncharacterized. Bases 1 to 840 code for a protein of 279 amino acids. Lineage: Eukaryota; Fungi; Ascomycota; Leotiomycetes; Helotiales; Sclerotiniaceae. The transcript has a single exon. The record is from RefSeq and is a predicted model, not a curated record.